UGUCAUCCAGGGUACAAAAUAUAAUGGCCCUCACCUCAGUUGACUCUACCAUGUUUCUUUCUUUGCUUCUGUCUCUUCUCUGUCACUUCUGCACAAGAAAAGAAAGCUCAGCGCAGCUGAAAGAGAGUGACCAAAGGGGUUUAUUUGUUAAAUGCCUGCAAAUCUUGACAGCAUAGACUUGAACUCCGACGUCGUUUCCGGUGAACGAGAAGACGGUGUUAAUGGGUUUAGUAACGUCUCUGUGGUAAAGAGUAUGGUGGGUUUAUCUUCUGAUGCUGAAACCCUAAUGGACUCUGUUACUAAUAGUCAGGGUCAGAACCAGGAGCCUGUAGUAGAUGAAGUUAAGGAUUUUAAAGGGGCUAAUGACUUGAAGGAGGUUGCAGUUGGUGGGCUAGGCUGGGAGGGAAAGAUGGAUUCUGUUUAUAAAAGUGUUGAUUUUGAAGGGGAAAAUGGGUCUGGAAGUGGUGUUGGUGAUGCCUCUGUGCGAGAAGCAGCGGAAAUAACCGAAACACACUCGAGUAAAGUAGUGGUAGAAGAAAAUAGUUCGUGUGAAAUUGAGGGGGAAGUGAAGGCGGGGGGUUGUGGCGGAGUGAGUUCAAGUUCAGUUGGGGAGGAUGCGAUCCAAGUUGAAAAUGCUAACGUGGAAGUGAAAGUAGACAGUGCGAAUGACUUACUGCCUCGCAAAAAACCUGGAAAUGUUUCACCAAAGGUUAGUUCUGAAGGUGUAGAGAAUCAGGGCAUGGAAAUCAAUGACGAACAAGCUAAGAAUUCUGAGGGUCAAAAUGAGGAUGCUGCUGCUUUUGAUGAAAGGGUUUUGCAGGAAAUUGAGAACCUUGAAUCCAAUGAUUUAAAUCUUGUUGCGGAUUCGGAGCCUUACGUGGGUGCAGAUGGGAAUGCAAAAAUGGCUUCCAAAGAAGCAGGAUUGGGUGUUGGUGAUCUGGUAUGGGGUAAAGUAAGGAGCCAUCCCUGGUGGCCUGGCCAGUUAUUUGGUUGUGCUGAUGCGUCAAAGAAGGCUAAGAAGCAUUUUAAAAAGGAUAGCUAUUUAAUAGCAUACCUUGGGGAUCAAACUUUUGCUUGGAAUGAAGUGUCAAAGAUAAAGCCAUUCCGAUGCAACUUCUCGCUAUUGGAGAAACAGAGCAAUUUAGAGGAUUUUCAUGAUGCUGUUCAUUGUGCUUUGGAUGAGGUUUCUAGACGGGUAGAGUUUGGGCUAGCUUGUCCUUGCAUGCCUGGGUAUAGCAAGAUAAAAACUCAGAUAAUUGUCAAUCCCGGAAUCCGGGAAGAAUCUUGUAGAAGGGAUGGUGGAGAUAGUUUCUCGAGUGCUGCUUCCUUUGAACCUGCAAAGCUAAAUGACUAUGUGAAAGAAUUAGGCCAAUUGCCAUUAAGUGGAAUUGACACACUGGAGUUUGUAACAGCACGAUCCCAAUUGUUGGCAUUCAAUCGUUGGAAGGGUUAUUGUCACCUGCCUGAAUUUCAAUUCCUUGGUGAAUUGCUAGAGAGUGAUGCAGAGAUUCCACUAUCACCAGAAGUUAAACACGGCAGUGAAAAGGUUGACAAUGCUGCUACCACGGUUGGAAAGGAGAAGCCAAAAGGUGAAGAUCACUCUUUGCAUAGGCGUAAGUGUAAGCGCAUUUAUGGGGAUGAUGAACAUCCAAGCGAGAAAGAAAAAUGUUUGGCUGACCUUAUUGCUGAAAGGCGCGCAUCGGCUGCUAAAGGUAAAGGUGGUUUGGAUGGUGAAGCUACUGGCGAGAUGACCAAGUCAUCUUCAGGUCGGAAAAGGAAGGCUGUUGAUUCUAUUUCUGAUGACUCAGUGAUGAAACAAAGCAAAAGUCCUUCCUCGCCAGGGAUUGAUAAUGGUUCCUCACAGCCUAAGAAAACCUAUAGGGUUGGAGAUAGCAUCCUUAGGGUAGCAAGCCAACUGAAUACGUCAACGCCUAUACUCAAAUCUGUUAAUGGAACUUACCAAAAAACUGCAGUGAAGGCUAAGAGCCAGGAGAAGUCUGCCUCUGGAAAAUGCAAAGCUUCGCCUGAUGUGUUGGUGUCACGUACUUGCCUGGUUGGCAGAGAUCUAUGAAGGGAUGCAACUUCCUGAAAUCUGUAAGUUUCUUUGUGCAAUUCAUUAUGCAUAGAUAACUCAAUUCACAGCGGUAUAUACAGUCCUCCCUGAACAUAUUUCUGGUGGUGAUAUUGGAGAAUUAUUAACCGAAGUCGAAUCGAAAACAUCUGAUUCCGAGAAUAUGAAAGAUUCAUAAUGGACUGACAAAACGUUUCAAAUCAAUCCUGAAGACCAAUCGUCAGUUGAGAAUAAGAAUGAAGCUGGAGAGAUUCCAGUGAAGACUCCGACUAAAAAGGGCACUCCCACCUUCGGGAAACAAUCAGCUGUUCAGGUGGGUCCCGAUUUGGAAUGUGAACAACAAAUUGUUGGUGGAAUUCUAGGUUUGGGAGCAGGCAACCCCAAAGAUCACUUGGAAGGCUAAUGAUACCUGUCCAACAGCUUUGAUUAUAAAUUUCGCAGAUUUGGAGGCAGCUCCUUCAGAAACAAAUUUGAACAGGCUAAAGGCCAUUUUGGAGCUUUAAAGGAAACAGAGACCCGGGUGCUGAAGAAGAGCAAGCGUGCUAAAGUGGUUUUCCGCAGAUGCGUUUAUGCAGAAACAGCCUUCAGCAGUGCUGGGAAAUACAGCAUUUUCGGACCUUCACUUGUCAGCUACCGCCUCAAGUACAUUGCUUCCACAAAUGGUAAAUCUUCCCCAAAUGCAGCAAAGCGCAGCAAAAAAGAGGCAUCGUCUGCGGAGGGAAUAGCAAUUGAUGCCUCAAAUUCCGAUGAAUAGAUUGAAACUAAUUUUGGGAAUUCAAACCAGGAGCAUGAACAUGUUCUCACAGCUUUCUUCUGCUUUUCCUCACUUUUUUGUUUGUUUGUUUUUUUAUGAUCUCUUACGAUCGCGUAGCUACACCUAAGUCUUGAGCACAUGCAGUAUGAAUGUGAUGUCGAUGUGAUGGUAGAAAAUGAAGAUUUUGAACAGUCGUAUGAGAAUAUGACUUGGUUAGGAUUAA
This is a messenger RNA of Populus trichocarpa (black cottonwood), 3048 nucleotides long. RefSeq names its product PWWP domain-containing protein 2. The record is from RefSeq and is a predicted model, not a curated record. Bases 152 to 2071 code for a protein of 639 amino acids. The transcript has 3 exons. NCBI's taxonomy places the organism in Eukaryota, Viridiplantae, Streptophyta, Magnoliopsida, Malpighiales, Salicaceae.